GACUUUCUUUCUCUCGCUCGCUUUUGUCGGCGCUAACUUCAAGCCAACCAGACCCCAAACUAAGCCUCAUCACUUCCGCCUUCUUUCUUCCUUCUCUGCCUACGUCUCGUCCCAUUGUCUAGCCGCCCUCCAUCCAACUUCCUCUACCGCAUCACUACAACUUAAAUAGGCCGCCGUUCGCCGCCAUUGUCUUCUCGUCGUUCCUCUCAUCCUCAUCCACUCACCUUUCCAUCUCUCAUUCCAGUAGGUUCACUCCCCCACUCGGUUACCCCUCAACGACGUCUUCGUCUACGGAUCUACGCCGCAGCCUACAUAUUACGACAGAGACUUACCAAAGAUCUCCAGAUUAUUUCUUCAAGAUGUCUGGAACUCUUACUAUGACUAGCUCGGACGGCGUCGAGAUCACCGUCGAGCGCGAUGUUGCCGAGCGCUCUCUGCUCAUCAAGAACAUGCUCGAGGAUUUGGGUGAAACCGGAGAGGCUAUCCCCAUCCCUAACGUCAACGAAGCUGUCCUCAAGAAGGUCAUCGAAUGGUGCCAGCACCACAAGAACGAUCCCCCCAGCACCGGUGAUGACGACGACUCUCGCCGCAAGACCACCGACAUCGACGAAUGGGACCAAAAGUUCAUGCAGGUUGACCAAGAGAUGUUGUUCGAAAUCAUCCUGGCCGCCAACUACCUUGACAUCAAGGGCCUCUUGGAUGUUGGUUGCAAGACCGUCGCCAACAUGAUCAAGGGCAAGUCUCCCGAGGAGAUCCGCAAGACCUUCAACAUCCAGAAUGAUUUCACUCCGGAGGAAGAGGAUCAGAUCCGUCGCGAGAACGAAUGGGCCGAAGACCGCUGAUUUCACAUGACUGGUCAAUGUCACCCAUGGCUUGUUGAUUAUGGAUGGAUUGCCUCUUGAGUACCUUUCCACCGAUCACCAGUCUUGCUUUUUCAAAUUGGGACUUCCUUUUAAAGAUCCUCAUUUCGGCGUUGGGCUUUCUUCGAGCGGUUUCACGUUCACGUUCAUUUUUCUUAUGAUUGUUCCCUCUUGGCUUAUGGUCUAGAGAAAGAUGUAGUUCCUGUGCUUUGCUUUUCAACAAAUCGCUAGUUAGUUUUCUUUUCGCUCUGCAUUACCAAUUACUCUGCAACAACAAUUACGGUUUGUCUUUGGAGAUGUCUCCUC
Messenger RNA from Aspergillus melleus, 1166 nucleotides. RefSeq names its product SCF ubiquitin ligase subunit skpA (gene skpA). Gene Ontology annotation, biological process: mitotic cell cycle; SCF-dependent proteasomal ubiquitin-dependent protein catabolic process. The transcript is spliced from 2 exons. The record is from RefSeq and is a predicted model, not a curated record. Bases 360 to 842 code for a protein of 160 amino acids. Gene Ontology annotation, cellular component: cytoplasm; nucleus. Gene Ontology annotation, molecular function: cullin family protein binding. Lineage: Eukaryota; Fungi; Ascomycota; Eurotiomycetes; Eurotiales; Aspergillaceae.